GAAACCCAAAAGUCUACUCAACACUCAUCUGAAGCUGUUUAUUUUCACUAAAUGUGUGAUGUUACUGGAAUCAACAGAAGCCCGAAUUGGAAUGGAUGUGAUUGACAUCACCGAUUGCCCGAACAAGCCCCCAUUAAAGGGGUUGGAUCUCUCGAAUCUUUCGUUCUGGAUGAACGAAAAGGGUGAGGUUAUCAUGGACGGUAACGUAACAUUUUUGGUGGAACAUGGCGCCCCCUGGUCUUGGAUAAUGCACACGCAACGUUUGGAACGCGGAACGUGGGCGACAGGAAUUGUGAGAAAGAGCGUGCCGGAUUUCUGCAAAAGUUGUCAUAACCCUUUGGAGUUGUGGAGCGGGCUGAUGAAAUACGUUAAGAUCCAGAAAUGUCCGGUUCCGGCUGGGCAUGUGGAAUCUUUUGAUCGGGUUAACUUGGGAUCUUUCGGGGUCAGCGUGCCAACUGCACUCAUAGGAGAAUGGAACCUUUUCAUAGAAACAACUUUGGGUAAAAAUUAUCAUGAUUGUUUUAUGGUCGAAGGAUCUGUUCUUGAAAUUUAAUCAUCUUCAA
Messenger RNA from Uranotaenia lowii, 563 nucleotides. RefSeq lists its product as uncharacterized. The record is from RefSeq and is a predicted model, not a curated record. The coding region runs from base 59 to 553 and encodes 164 amino acids. The transcript is spliced from 4 exons. Lineage: Eukaryota; Metazoa; Arthropoda; Insecta; Diptera; Culicidae.